Amoebophrya sp. A25 is the source of this 1897-nucleotide messenger RNA. Lineage: Eukaryota; Dinophyceae; Syndiniales; Amoebophryaceae. The record is from the annotation of a GenBank genome assembly.
CCGCCCUAAGGGUGAGGACGCACGAUUGCGUUUCGAUUCGGCGGCGUCGGCUCGGCAUUAUGGAGCUGAGGGAAGCAAUACAAAGAAUAGGCGCAUCGACAUGUUGAGGAACGAAAGCCGCGCUAGAAAUCGUUGCGACCAUGACCAUGAAGCGAGGCGAAGACCACCUUCUACUAGAAGAAAUAGUAGAUCAUCGUCGCUCCAACAGGAGCAGGACAGACGAGACAGAAUACUGCGACACGAACCUACAACCACGUAUCAGAAAAGAAGAAGAUCAAGAACAAGACGAACAUUUGACGCAGAGGAUCAACGUGAACAACAAGCUACUUCGAGUACACUCAGAAGGACCGCAUCAAUUUUGAGGGGCACCAGACGUUUCCUUAUAUAUCGAAAAUCGCCGCGACAGUAGCGGGCGAACAAGCUCCACCAGAUCGCCAUCAGAGAUACCUCGCAGGAUGCCAACCUCGAAAUCUUCCAAAGAUCACGAGUACGUUGAUAUGCAGACGACCUAUCGUUCAGGAUCUGUUGCGAGAUCAAUUGCGAAAUAUGGUUAUGGAAGUGGGGAUUAGGCGGAGAAAAUCGCACAGAUUAUAAAACGCCGAGUCAAAAAGCAAAAUCACAAUACGGGCGGAAGCGAGAGCGUCCAGUCAUCGUCCUUUUCGGCUCGCGGGGACUAACAGAUAAUGUUACCGAUUCAGGACGAGGUUGUGCAACAAAUUUUCGCUCCACUCGCACUUCCUGAUAUGCCGACGGUUGUGCAGGAGUCCGUGAAGGUGCUGGAGCAAGAAACGGGAUGGAAGGCCGAUGAGGCAGAAGCUGUGACUGGUUGCAACCUGGCUGCGAAGAUCAUAGGCCACUAACUCGAAACAGGAGAGUUUCUUCAUGCGUCUGCUUCAAUGUCAUAGCUCGCGCACGUCGGCGAUUCCACAUUGACGCUAGUGCUGCGAUCAGAAGCGCAGGAGCGUGGCGCCCCUCCGAGGCUAAGGCAGUAUGCAACCUCGAAACUUUGGUCGCACUUUGGGCUCGCAGGUGACACUGAGCGCCAGCAUACGAAAGCAGAAAACCGCAAUGCUUACAAAGGGAAGGAGGCUGACGUAGGCAAACAGCUUCUGUCGGAAUUGAAGGCUCCGCUCGACAGCCAUCUGUUCACGUAUCCUCUAAUCCGAAUCACAUCCAAGCCUCAGAUUUGAACAAGUAAUUCAUGCUACACUCAACGGGGCGAGUCGCGAACUUGGCAUACCGCUGAAUCCUACCACUGAAGGGCAGCAACUACACGGUACCACCUCAGAGGAUGCGGCAGGGAAAACGAACGCGGCCGCGAGAAAUCGUGAUGGUGUAAAUGUGGUAGGUCCAUGUCCUCCAGCAUGUGACCGCACAUCUUCCGAGGACUCCAAGACGAACAAUGAUAAGCCUCCACAGGGCCAAUUGUCUAAUUUAUAAUUAUCCCUGUCGCGGUGCUGGGAGUGAGGCAGACCACCAGGAGCGCUAUAAUGUUAGAGAUUCAUAAUUAGAGUUGAGUGGUUAGUUGAAAGUUGGAUAGUAGAAAGCUAUCCAUGGAAAGCUAUUGUAAUUGUAUGAAGUUCCAGGAGUAACGGUAGCAAGUCUUAGCUAUCCUGGGAGUGAACUUACCAAGAACGCGCUCUCUACACUGCUGGAACUAGAUGCGUGGCUCCAGCAGUGUAGAGAACAUGAUGCGACGCGAGUACUAUAGUACCAACAUUUGUGUAAAGUCUUAAUUGAUGAUGAAGAACAUGAAAACAGAAGUGAUGUCACUACAACAGAUGAUGGAGAUGAAGCGAAAACGCUGUAGGUCGAAUUUCACCACUAAAAUUACCUGCUAUGUCAAUGUAGUAGAUCCGGACACAUCGAGUUCAGGUAGAUAUUACUUUUCUUGGAG